AUGUCUAAAGAUUUGGACGUCGUUAAGGUCCGUACCUCUGAUGGUGUGAUCGUACCUAUACCUCUGAAGGCUGCCCGCUUCAGCAUCUUAGUCAACAACAUGAUCGAUGAUGCUAGUGAUAGCAUCAACGACGAGGAGAUACCUCUACCUAAUGUCACUUCAAAGACACUAAGCAAGGUCGUACAAUGGUGUGAGUAUCAUAUUGAUCAUCCUGUUAGUGUCAUCACGAAGCCCUUAAAGAUGGGCGGUUGCCUCACAGAUAAUGGCGUGUCUGAUUGGGACAACAAGUUUGUGGAUUUACCCGAGGAGGAGCUGUUCGAUGUGAUGUUAGCUGCCAACUUCAUGGACAUCAAACCACUACUGGAGCUUUGUUGUGCCUCGGUAGCAUCUUCUAUCAAGUCCAAGACGGUUGAGGAACUACGACAAGAGCUUGGUGUUGGUGAGGAUGGCUUCACGGCUGAGGAGGAGGAGAAGAUACUUCGGGAUAAUGCACACUGGUGUAAAGAGGCCGCAGAGAUGUUGCAAGAGAUUGAGAAGGAGAAAGCCCUCGCCGCCGCUUCUACUGGCGGAGACCAGAAGACUUCCAAUGAGGAUCAGAAUUAG
Molecule: messenger RNA, 603 nt
Organism: Perkinsus marinus ATCC 50983
Lineage: Eukaryota; Perkinsozoa; Perkinsida; Perkinsidae
Product: sulfur metabolism negative regulator, putative
Exons: 6
Coding region: 1-603 (200 amino acids)
Biological process (GO): SCF-dependent proteasomal ubiquitin-dependent protein catabolic process
Cellular component (GO): cytoplasm; nucleus
Molecular function (GO): cullin family protein binding
Source: RefSeq, a predicted model, not a curated record